GUGCACCCUCUAGACUGGACACUUCUCUAGAAUCUGUUACUUAUGUCCGUUUUAAAGGUCAACGCAUCUUUUCGUCUUUGGUCGUUCACGUUAUGACCAUAUGUUUUAGGAAACUCAACUGAUGCUGGACAUAAAGUGACUUUUACGGGAACGGAGUCGGUGUGAGUUUACAACGACUUUGCUGGCUGUGCAGUAUGUGGUGGGAUGGAUGAGGAGGAGCAGAACCGCUACGUGGCCCAGUUGAAAGCUGAGUUUGACAGCUGUGACACCACCGGGACCGGUUACCUCGACAAACAGGAGCUCACUGCCUUAUGCCACAAGCUGAGCUUAGAUGCCCAUCUCCCCUUACUGCUGGACACUCUGCUUGGACCGCAACAUUAUGCCUGGGUGAAUUUUGAGGAGUUCAAAGAGGGCUUUGUGGCUGUGCUGUCAAGGUCUUUGGACUUUAGUACUUCAGAGGAGGAAAGCAGUUAUCUUGAACCAGCAGUCCCAGAGGAGGUGAAGCCUAAAUAUGUGAAAGGAACCAAGCGGUACGGGCGGCGAUCACGGCCAGACAAGACUGACGUAGAGCUGACAGCGGACUCAGAAGAUUCACCAAAGUUUGGGACUGACAAAGUAGAAAGAAACGGUGUGAGGAGAGCCAAGCUCAGACGCUCCACCUCACUGGAGAGUGUUGAGAGUCUCAAAUCAGAUGAGGACACAGGAAGCAACAAGGAGUCCACACACCACUAUUUUGUGGCACAAGGCCAGUUGAAGCUCUGGAAUCAAGAUGGCACAGGAAGUCCUCAGCGUUCAUCUGACCCUCAGCAGGAAGUGACAGACGGACAGGUGAGGGCAGUAUGGCAGGAGCUGGGGGUCGGAGCCGGAGGAUCACUAAACCGCGAGGAGCUGUCACUCGUCUGUGACCACAUCGGUCUCAAAGACUUACAGUCCGAGGAGUUAGACGCUCUCUUCAGGAAACUAGACAAGGAUCAGGAUGGGAGAGUCAGUCUGAGUGAGUUCCAGAGCGGGCUGUUCACACAACACGAUCACGCUGCUCCCAUCUCUACCUCCACCCCUGCCCGGCCCAAACCACAGCGCUCCAUCUCAAAGGCCCUUGAGGAGCGAGUGGUGCGCUCCACCUCCCCUUCUUUACUGUCGGCUACGGUGGGUCAGAGGCUGCUGACCCGUCUGGAUGAUGGAUCGGGAUGCACAAGCCCAGAUAAAGUCAUCGCCCUCUGGCUAGAGGAGGGCAUCCACAACAGCAGGGAUAUUCUACAGACUCUGGACUUCUCUCUGGAGGAGCGUCUGUGUCUGGCUGAACUCACUCUGGCUCUGGACAAUGAGUUGCUGGUCAGUGGGAACGGCAUCCAUCAGGCUGCUCUGGUCUCCUACAAGAAUGAGAUAAACUACUUACAAGUUGUGGCAGACCAGGCUUGUCAGGAGAGGGACAAAGCCAAGGCGUACCUGGAACUGGCUGACCGCCGCAGCCUACAGCUGGUCAGAGAGGUGGAUGAUCGCCAUGCGACCAUGGAGUCUCUCAAUGAGUCGAAAAUCAAGGGUCUGGAGCAGGAUUUCCGGGAUAAACUUACGGCACUGAGGAGUGAAUCAGAGUAUGAAAGCGAGGUGCUUCUAGAGCAGGUAGAGAAGGAGCGCAAGAGACUCCAGGAGGAGCUAGAGCUGCUCAGGGCUCAGGACGUUAGCCUUCAGGAGGACAUUUGCACUGCUGCUAAGGAGAGCAGUCGUUUGGAGGAGGAGGUCAGCGUCCUGAAGGAGAAGCUGUCUGAAGCCGAGAGCACCAUCUCUAAACUACAGAAGGAUCUAGAUCAUCUGCUGCAGGACAAGUAUGGUGGCCUUGAUCCAAAUGGCACAGGACUGCUGAAUCAAGAAGAGCACUUCUCGGAGAUCUUUAAGGAGUAUGAGCUGCAGUGCAGGGAGUUGCAGGACAGGAAUGACGAGUUACACUCAGAGCUGGAGUUGUUGAAAUCUCAGGGCUCAGGAAGGAGAGCCAGACGAUCCAGGAGCAGCCUGUCUGGUCAUGACUGGUCAAGCCAAAGAGCAUUAACCGCUGAAUCAGAUUCUGAUGAUCCAGAAAUGAAGAAAGGUACAUCGCCUCAGGUCAGAAAAAAGCUCCAAGUCACUGACAAGAAUGUUUUAGGUUCCUUGGUGAGUUUGGCUCCCCCUGUGAGCAUCGAGACAGAACUGGCCAUGGAGCAGAUGAAAGAGAAAAACGAGCGAGAGGUCCAGGACUUGAAGAUCCAACUGCAGACUAAGGUGAAUUUCUACGAGCGCAGUAUGGAGCUGAUGCGGCAGAAUAUGGAGGUUGAGUGGAAGGACAUCUCGCAGAGCUUUAAGAUGGAGAUCAGUGAGUUGGAGGGCCUGAAGGCUCAGGCAGAGGAGAGGGCGGAGAAAAUGCGUCAGGCUGUUGAGCGGCUGGAAGCAGAGCUGAGGGGUAAGACUUCAGGAGGAGCCUGGGGUCCAGAGCAAGAACGGAUAAUUCAACGGGAACAGGCAGAACUAGAGCAGAACUACGCUCGUGAGAUCAGUAACAUCGUGCUGCGCCUCACCUCAGAGAAAGCUCAGCUAGAGGCAGAACACAAGCUCAAGAUGGACCAGGAAGUGCUGCUUGUUAGGGCUCAAUUUGAUGAGGUCACCUCUGAAAACAGUGCACUGAAAGACAGGCUUGCUGUCUUACAGCAGGAUGUCAAGUCGCUGGAGGAGGAGCUCAACAAAAAGAGGAGGAAACUUGAAGAGAUGGAGAGAGAAUAUAUGAAGAAUCGAGAAGAAGAGGAGAGGCUACGGAAAGAGAAUUCCAAAUUUCGAGAGGAGGUGCUUGACUUCAGUGCGAGAAACCUGCAACUUAGCAAUGAGAACGCUGAACUGAGUUCCCGGCUGUCUACUGAUAAGAGAGCAGUGCAGACGCUGACUGACAGGCUUGCACAGGUGUGUCAGGAGAACGAUGAGGCAGCUGCGGCCUACAAACAGCUGCAGGAAACCCUUCAACAGCAGAAGAGCGACACACUAAAGCUGCAGGAACAGUGGCAGAAAGAGAAGGAGCUUCUAGAGAGGGAGCUUAAAACUGCCAAGGAGACGCUCCAGCGUUUGACGGCGGUUGAGUCUGCAUUGAAUAGUCAGACUCUGAAAAACCAAGCACUAGAGCAAGACAAGGAGCGUUUGCUGAAGGAAACGUCAGACAGAGACCAGAAGCUGAUAAAUCUUCAGGAAUCUCUUGGCAAAUCAGAAGCCCAGAUAGAGCAGCUCAACUCCCAGAUCUUGACUAUGUGGCAAGAAAAGGAUGUUCACAUCCAGGAGUCAGCCACACAUCAGAAGAUGCUGCAACAGUCUCAGGAAAAGGUCCAGGAGCUUGAGGAGAGCAUACGUCAGUUGCGUAAAGAGAAGGAGCAGUUACAUCAGACCCAGAGGCUUCAGGAGGAGACGGCAGUCGGUGUCCUGCAGAAGGAGUGCAAGAGUUUGCGACUACAGAACGAGGAACUUCGUAAUAAGGUGGCUCGGCUGCAGACUCAGGAGCUGGAACUUCAGAGACUGACACAUGAGUGCCUCACUUUGAGGAACAAACAGGCAGAGCUGGAGACCGCUAAACAUGAGGCAGACAAACAGGCGCUAAGGGCAGAUAGCGCUCUAUCAAUGGUCCAGGCCCAGCAUGCAUGUGAGGUGCAGGAACUAAGGGAACAGGUGGGUUCUGGCACUCGGGAGCACUUGGCUCAUCUGCAAACUCAACUGGUGGAGCAACAGCGCAGGACACUGGAUUUAGAGGAUCUGCUUCGCUCUCAGGCCAAACAGGCCGGUGUUCAGAUGGGACUUCAGCAGGAGCAGUACGAGAAAUUGAUGGCAAGUAUGCAGGAGCGUAUGGAUGAGGUUGAGGCCAAACUGAAAAACACCCGUGUCAUGCUGCAGGAGAAGGUCAACCAGCUAAAAGAACAGCUAGCCAAAAAUGCCAAGUCAGAUCUGCUGCUGAAGGACCUGUAUGUGGAAAACUCUCAGCUCAUGAAGGCUCUUCAGGUGACGGAGCAGAGGCAGAAGAGUGCAGAGAAGAAAUCUUUUCUUUUGGAGGAGAAAGUGAUCGCCCUUAAUAAACUGCUACGUAAAAUUGCCCCAGCAUCCCUCACAGCUUAGACUUGUUGCACUCCAUUAUGAGCCUUUAUUUGUUGUACUGGGCUGUGAAGUCCCACCCUUUAGUGCACUUUUGUCUUUUGGUGCAAAACGUGUUUUUGUAAAAGCAAUCCUAGUGUUAAAAUGAAAGCACAGAUAAUGCAAAGUCUUAAAGAGUUACUGUAACAGCAUAUUGUAUUAAAAAUCGUGCUGUUUUCAAGAGUAUAAAGAGAAAGAAGGGUUAAGUUAAUUCAAUGGUCUCUUCAGAGGCAAACAAAUACCAAUGAACAAGACUUUUGUAGUAUGAGAUUUGAUCAUUCAUUAAGGACAGAGCAUUACACAUUCCUUCAGUUGUUCACUGUGAUGUAGGCUACAAACCGCAAGCAUUCUUGUAAAUGUGUUGACUUCAGUAUUUGCUAGUAAAAAAAA
Molecule: messenger RNA, 4518 nt
Organism: Sinocyclocheilus rhinocerous
Lineage: Eukaryota; Metazoa; Chordata; Actinopteri; Cypriniformes; Cyprinidae
Gene: ninl
Product: ninein-like
Exons: 27
Coding region: 205-4113 (1302 amino acids)
Biological process (GO): microtubule anchoring at centrosome
Cellular component (GO): centrosome
Molecular function (GO): calcium ion binding
Source: RefSeq, a predicted model, not a curated record